This is a messenger RNA of Trypanosoma theileri, 9087 nucleotides long. RefSeq lists its product as uncharacterized. Gene Ontology annotation, cellular component: cytoplasm. The coding region runs from base 1 to 9087 and encodes 3028 amino acids. The record is from RefSeq and is a predicted model, not a curated record. The transcript has a single exon. Lineage: Eukaryota; Euglenozoa; Kinetoplastea; Trypanosomatida; Trypanosomatidae. Gene Ontology annotation, molecular function: protein binding; ubiquitin-protein transferase activity.
AUGACGGCUGUGGAGCAGCUGGGAGUUGAGGCCGGCGGGCCGUCGGUGCUCCUCGCGGCGGAGCGGCUGCCGGCGGGCCCCGUCGCCGAUGUGAUGAGUGUCCCCCUCGACCGCCUCUGCCGCCUCGCCUGGCCGCUGCUCCUCCCCGUCUCAACAACAACAACAACGGGAAUAUCAGCAGGAGGAAAUCGCCGGGCUCCCGCCAUUCCGCGAGUCGCACACGCAGACCCGGACGACGCACAACUCGCGCGGUUGAUUGACGCCACUGUGGCGGAAACCGUCGCCGCCGCACGGGCGCAAAAACAAUGGGGCACUCUCACAUGUCAUUCACUCCGUGCGGUACUGGUGGAGCGGGCACUGCGAGAAUUGCGGGAUGAGGCAGCGGUGGUGCCAAUUACUACUACCACCAAUAACAACAACACUAUGCAUCCAUCUACUGUACUAUUACCAUCAUCCACACCACCAACACCAUUAUCCGCUGCAACAGCGGGAGGAACAAGUCAAAAAGGACUACAACGGGUAUCGAAUAGUAGUUUUACAAGUGAGGAAACCACCCAUGUAGAUACCACUCCAUACAGUUCUGAAAGGAGGAAGAUUACCUCCGUCUCUUGGGUUCUUGCUUAUGUUGCUGGACAACAGGAUGAAAUGUGGUUAUCAGAAAAGGUGCGGGAAAUGGUAGAAGUAACAGCAUUAGCUCAAAAUGAAGGUCAAAAACAACUCGUUUCCACAGUGGCAUCUUUAUCUGGACAAGUACAACAUGAUAAACGAAGUGCACAGGUGUUUUUGUGUAUACUUCAAGAAGUUUUGAGACGAUGGAAUAGUACUCCAGAUUCUACAGGAGAAAGUGCUAUAUUUUGUUUCGGUGUUGUUGUACCUAUUUUAAAUAUAACCCGUUUUACAUCAUUUAAUGAUACUGAUAUGAUUACUUUGGGACGACUAUUAUCAAAUGUGAAUGUUCCUCCACGUAAUCAUGACGCAGGAAAAGAAGAAUUGUCAGUUGCAAAGUUUGUUACAAAUUAUUCUCUUACUUUAGAUAUGGAUGUGGAUAGUAGGCAACUUGUUUCCACAUCAAUACCUCCAUCACCAUUAGCAAUGCCACCACCAUCUCCUUUAUUACCUCCACGAUUACGUUCUUUUGUAUCAGAACCUCCUGUCUUUGAUUGUUUACGACGGACAGAUUAUAGUAGUACUCAUGUAAGUGAACCUGUUAUGUCGACAGAAGUAUUUUUACAAGCUCCACAAGCGCGAAAAGUAACUAUUUCUGUUCGCCGAGCAGUAUGUUGUGAAGGUGUUCAGUUAAUACUUAUUCCACGUCACUCUGUUGGUGAUGUCAUUCAAGACGACCAUAGUGAUCAUGAUAAUGAUAAUGAUAAUGAUGAUGAAAAUAAUGAACAUAGUAGUGCUGGUGUUGAUAAUGAUAAAACUGAAGAAGGUGGUGAUAAAAUUGAUGUUGUUGAUAGGAAUAAACAUGUAAUUGAACCUGUGUGGUUUGAACCACGCGAAGGUGAAACACGUGUACUUAAUGGGGCUUGUGAUUGUAUGAUACGAUAUAUGCGAAAUACGGAUAAUCCUACAACAACUUUAUUAGAAGCAGAUGUAAGAGUUGAAACGACCUUACAUGUAGAUGGAAGAUGGGUAGUAGAGCUACGAAACACAUUAAGCACUCUUCAACUAGAUAUCGCUUCUUUUCUAAUUCAAAAGUUAAAAAAUGAUCUUGUAAAGGGUGAAAUCCGUGUACGAGAAGAAACUUUGGUUCUUUUCCGUAAUGGUUUACGUAAUCAACCCCGAUUGGGUGAAUCUCCACGAUUUGUAGAAGAACUUUUAAAGAUUGAUGAUGCAACUUUAUGCAAACGAGUACCUUGUAGACAAUCAGAUGUUCGAGCUGUACGUGCGGCGUUAACUCUUAUUGGUACUUUUCUUGAUUACUGUGAACCCGAUCAACUUUGUUGGGAAUCACGUAUUUGGAUGGAUGCAGUGAAACGAGUGGCUUUAGCAAGUUCUGUGCUUGGGAAAAAUACAGAUAUUAACAAGAUGGUUACCUUUGUUCUUGAGUAUGUAGAACCAUGUUAUUUAACUAUGCCGCAAAUAGUAGAAGGAACUAUUAGUCUUUUAACGUGUAAUAUUUCUGUAUCUGAAAUACAAACAUUAUUAGCCGCCCAACGUUCACGAGCAGAAUUUUGUAUUCUUGCCCUUAAUCUUUUAUUACAAGCAAAAAAUAAUUUUGUACCAGGUGAUAUGUUUCGAGUGGCGAGUUUAUUACGUGAAGUGGUUAUGCAUGAAGGGACACAUUAUUUACUUCGUUUUCAAGGAUGUGGGGAAUUAUUAGAAAAAGAAAUUCGUACAUUAGUGCAUAGACUCUUAACAGCAUUGUUUACAGCUUUACAGCGAAUUAUGUCUUUACCAGAAGGAGAAAGACGAAAACAUGGUCCACAUCGUUUUCUUUGGGAUGCGGAUGAGUAUGGACCUUUUGCAUUAGUGACACUUUCACUUAUUGCUUCUCCAUUGGAUGUACAGGAUGUUGAAUUUAUUCAAUAUAAAAUUGUCAAACAAGUAGAAGAACUUCUUCCUAAUUUUACGGACUUUAGUCCUACCGCAUCAUUUAAAGUAAGUGAUGUAGAGGAAGGUACCAUGUUAGAGUUUUUACGAGCUCUUAUUGAUGAUAAUAAUACAAUCCAUAAUCAUCUUCAUCAUCAUCAUACAGAUGAUAAUGAUAAUAAUGAAACUAGUACGGCAAGUCAAUCUUUUACUGGUUUAACAAUGACAGGAGCUACAGAAAGAGGUGUUGGUAUGUGGAUGCCUACAGAAAGAGAACGUAUAUGUAGUACUUCUACACCUUUCUAUACACCAGCUUCACAGGUAUCUUCUCCAUCUUCAGAUGUACCGGUAUCUCAUUUCUCUCCAUCUACUGCUGCUGCAGAUGUUCAGUUAGUGAUAGCACCACCACAAGAAUUAAUGAUAGCCCUUGCCUCUGAACAACAUACUAGUUUAACUAGUGCAAAGAUUCAAAGUGAUCCAGAAGGUUUUUAUUUAUUUCCAAAAGAUGGAAUUCUUCAUCAUGCUGAUCGACAAAUUACUUUACCACCACUUUCUCAAGGUGAUACGAUUACCUUUUGUUUCUUCUUUUCCCCAAAGACAUCUUCACGAAUAUUACGUUUGUUUUUAAACAGUAUUCGUAUUGCGGAGUUUCCAGCUCCACAGCAACGACUUUUUCUUCUUGCAGGUGCAAUGGAUUCCACUUCUUUACGUCCUAAUACAUUUUAUAUCACUUUUCGAUCUGAAAAUGAAGUGAUGACCUCUAUUCUACCCAUGUCUUUUGAUAAUGAGGGAAUUACGGAUGGUUUACCUACACGACAUGCGAUUUCAAUGUUUGCAACUCUUGUUUUUUAUUAUAUGAUAUCUUUUUGUACUCGCCGUGCUGCACAUAUGCGUAGAACGAUGACUACUGGAUCUACUUCUCAAGCCAUUUCUCCAACAUUUGCAAAUAGUCGUUCUAAUGCUAUUAAAAAUAAUUCUCAAUCAGAAGAAGUAUGGAGAGGAUUUGUAGAUGGUUGUUGUAAUCCAUUACGACAAAAUGUUGAAAGUCUUAUAGACUCUAUUCAACAUUUACCACUACUUUCAGAAAUUGAUAAUGUUACUCAACGCGUACAACGUAAUGCAGCCUUCUUUGUUUAUCAUCGUUUUCUUAUGGAUUAUAUUACUAUUGUUCGUACGGCUUUAAGAUGUACUUCAUCUCCUGUAGAAAUGUUGACAACAUUAGCUAGGGUGGUAUGUUGUGAAGAGGUUGGAGAAAAAGAACGGUGUAUGGCCUUAACCGCAGUUUGUUCCGUAUUACGUGAACCCUAUCGUGGAUUUGGUGUUGGUGCUUAUAAUCCCGCACAAUUAUGGGAAUGUUGUCGAUCACUGGCACGAGAUAUUUUUAAAUUAACAUAUCAACCCAUCUUUACAACAGAAAGUACCACACCAGAUAUGAUUGUUUUCUCUGGAGGAAAACGUGUGAAAUCGGCUUUACCCCGUAGUGAGGCUGCACAUGCGGUUCAAGAUACCACUUCCUUUGCUUCUCAAGGAAUUCCUAUGGAUGGAUCAUUAGGAGAAGUGGUUUCUUUCUCUGUUCGACUGCAACGAGAGUUUGGAUUUGAUACACUUGGUCGUUAUUACUAUGUUGGUGUGGCUUCUCCAUAUCCAAUGUCUACGGCUACGACAUUGGUUCGUCAUCCUGGUGAGAGUCGAGAGAUGGCGUAUUUGUAUGCAAUUACAGAUCACUUUACAGAUGUGAGAUCUAAUCCAGCACGAGCAGAACUUCCUCGUCAUGCUAAGAAUUGGAUGUCAAGUGAGGAAAGUAUUAUUUUUGGUUCAGGAGAUGUGAUUACAGUGACGGUAAAUACAAAAUUACGUUGUAUUUCUUUUGAACGAAAUGGAUUACCACUUGGUACACUUUAUACAAAUAUUCCUUCUAUGGUUAGAGUUGUAUUUCCGUUUGUAAAACUCUUUAAUAGAGAUGCUAGUGCGGUAUGGAUGUAUACUCCACGAGAAAUUGGUAUUCGAGCUCGUUUUGCAAUGCGAGAAAUGCUUCGUCACUGGGGAUUUGAAUUAAUGCCUCAUUUAAAAGAAAUGAUUACAUCUGGUGAUGUUGUAGCACUUAAAGUACUUGGAUCAGAUGGGGAUGAAACUUGUUUUUGUUACCGUAGUCCACCACGAAGUGCAUAUAAAGGAUCACAAAAUGUACAUCUCGUUAGACAAAUAGGAACAGAAUCGGAAGUUUUGGUAGAAGGCGGUGCGAAAAGUAUUAUAGUUCCUUCAGUGGCAUUGGAAUUAAACUAUGAUGUGGUGAUUAGUCAAGAUAUGCCUGUAGGCGUAUUAAUAGAAGAACUUAUACAAGUUGUAUCUACUUUAUUGAAUUUUACUAGAGAUGAAAAGGGAAUUGAAAAUGUUCAUAUUAAGAAUACGAAAAUGUUUAUUUGUGCGCUUCGACUUUUAUCUGAAGUAGAAUGGACUAAUAUGAAUACUGUAAAUGUGGAAACACAAGAAAUGUUGCUAAAACAAUUUAUACAUCUCUUAUCAGUACCAAUUACAAUACCUUCUAAUGGUAUGCAUAUUGUACUGGAUGCAUGGAAUGAAGUUAUGUUGUUAUCAGAUGAUGAUAAUUUAUGUAUUUCUAUUCCUUCUGACACCAAGUCUUCUGAUACAGUGAGUAGUACUGUCAAUAUAUCUGAGAAUGAGAAUACGAAUAAUACGGAUACUACUACUACUACUACUACUACUAAUACUACUACUAUUACUAGUAAUAAUAAAAAGUAUGAUCAUCAUAAAAGUGUUUAUGGUGGUAUUUAUAUUCCUUCAGAAAGGACAGCUAAUUUUUGUUUACGAUGUCCAUCAUGUGAUCAGGAAUGGGGGAGUUGUAGUAAUGAACAACAUACGGCACCUAGUAGUCUUUGCGAUACACUAGAUCGUGUUUUAAAACGAUUGGGAGUAUCAUCCCCUUUCACUGGAUUUGCAUCUGAAUGGUUUUUAACAGAAGAAGGCAUUCAAGUCACUUUACGAGUAAAUGCUGCUGGUGAAGUUGAAGGAGAAGGAGAAGAACGACAUGGUGUGUUUACAUUUACAGGAAAACAUGUCUCCAGUAAUGUUGUCAAGGGACGUUGUGUGUAUAAGUGUGCGGAUAAUGUUCCCAUCGGAGAAGAUGUGAAUGAGGAAUGGACCUGUGAAGUGUGUACAUUUAUCAAUUUGCCCGAUUCCACCCGCUGUGCGAUGUGCACAACUGCCCGUCCAGGCGCCACGUGGACUUGUCUGCUCUGCGGCUACGGCUUUAACUCCAAGCGAAGUGUUAUUUGCGUCACCUGCGGGCAUCAGCGAGUGGGAGGCUCCGAGACAGGGCCGAACACAGAGCGAAAACAGGCCUUUUGUGAGGGUUGUAGAAGUAAGAGAGAAUACACCACUUUUCAUAGUUUUGACUCGCGUGUAUUUUGCGAAACGUGUCAGCGAGUGACUUUAUGGCUGCCGGAGGAGAAUCACACGGCAGUUGUGGAGGCGGUUCUUGUGGGCGCUGGCGAUCGAAUGGAGUGGAUGAUUCGAUUUGGAAAUGUCAGUUGUAUCUAUACAGGAUUACAGAGUUUAUCCUAUUCACUGGAGAGUAUGCAGCAGGCGGCAGAGGCGGCAUCGCCAGGCGCUAGUGAUCUCUCACGAUAUAUUCCACCACUUGUGUAUAUUCCUAAAACAAGUAAUGAGGAAUCUAUAUCUUCUUUAUUUUCAUCUCUACAACAACAACAACAACAAUUACAAUCACAACAAUCACAACAAUCACAACAACAACAACAACAACAACAAGUGAAAGAGCAUUAUCGUGCUGUUGUACCAGCUAUUAUAUUCUUUUGCAGUCGAAUCCUUUGUCGUUGGGCUCCAUUAGUUAUUCCUAAGGAAUUAACUAAAAUUGAAGUAUUACGUUGUAUUCGUGUACUGGAUGAGAGUUGGUUAACACAUUUUGAAAAUAUUCCUUUAGAUGUCGCACGAGGUUUAUUUUACGCUUGUUUAUCUCUCUUAUUUGAGGGAAAUUGUAGUGAACAAGUUAUUAAAUCUCUCUUCUUUAUUGCUCGUAUUGUAAUGAAUCAUCAUACAGAACUUCAAAAACAACGACAUUAUUUACUUUAUGCACUUUGUUUAAAUACCAUGAAAGGAUGUGAAAGUCGUGAAAUACGUGAAGCUUGUCAUAUUUCUCUAAAUACAUUAUUAGAAGAAUCCUUUGGUCAAUCACUUAAUGCACGAUGUCUUCAAGAUGUUGUGACCAUUACACCAUUUGUAGCUGAACAACAACGAUUAAUGGUUCAUGCCUCUCUUCGUGGAGUGGAUGUAUCUAUUAGUGCGAAUGUGACCUUAACAAGUUGGCUUAUUGAAGCGGUAGAACGUAUGGAGCGACGACAAUGUUUACCAGCAUUAUUUGAUGAACAAUCUCUUGAUAUAUUUCCUUAUCUUGUGGAAUUACCAGAUACACGUAUGGGAGAAGGUGGUGAACUUAUUGUAGGUCAAGUACGUGGUAGUGUAGGAGCUCUUACAAGUAAAGGAGGACGUUAUUAUUAUGAAGUUGUACUUCCAUCUAAUUUUAAUCAACGAGGUAAAAUAGUAGUAAUGGGAUGGGGUACAUUACAACAUGAGGUUCUUAGUAGUGGAAGACAUGUUGGAAGUGAUAUUCAUUCAUGGGGAUUUAAUUGUCAAGAUCGUCUUCGUAUGUUAACAGGAGAACAAGCUAUUACGACUCCACGACCUAUUGUUGGUGGAGAUGUGGUUGGGGCAUUAUUAGAUUUAGAUUCUAUGAUGAUGUGUUGGAGUGUAAAUGGAGAAGAAUUAAUGUGGGUGGCGGUAUCUACACAAGGAAAAGGUGAAGCGAUUUAUCCAUUUGUGAGUGCAGCUGUAGAUCCUUAUGCUGUCAUUAUUCGUCUUGGACACACUCAAUUUAAACCAGAAGGAUAUAAAGAUUUUAGUCCUUUCCCACAAGAGGAAGUAAGAAGAGAAAGUAAAGUAGAACCCCAAUCAUAUGAAUUUUAUGUACAACUUUGUAAGUUUGGAAAUGAUAUUGUUAAUUGUGGGUUUACAGUGGAUUCCUUAUUAGAAACUAAAACAUGGUCUGAACAUGCACAAAUAGGAAUGCAACAAUAUCCAUUACUUUGUAUAGAAGCGGAAAAAUCAUUAGAUCGAUUACGUCCAUAUUUUCAACAUUUACGUGUUAUUAAUGCCUUAGCAGUGAGUGUUGCGAAAAGUCAUGAUAUAUUUCGUAAUUCCCCUUAUUUAUUAAGAAGUUAUCAAAAAACUCGACAAUUACUCUUUUUUACUGCCCGUUGGGCCAUUGUGGAACGUCAAAUUGAUCGUCGUCUUAUUCGAAGUAAUACUAGACGUCAACAUUCUGUUGUGAUUGAUCUUAAUCGUGCCAAGGCGAUGAUGGAGGGUAGUACCACUCUAGACUUUUUAACUUUAUUUAAUGGAUCUAUCACUGGACAGUUAUUUCGACAGACAAAAGAUGCAGAUAUUUAUUUAGAUGCUGUAAUGUUUGGAAUUACAUUAACAGGAGAAGUUGCAGAUGAUGCGGGUGGGGUAACACGAUCUAUGGUAACAAUGAUGUGUGAUGAGUUAAGUUAUCGCGAUGAUGAGGAUGGACGCCGUUCAGAACCUUUAUUACCAUUCUUUAAACUUACAAAUCACAGUACAAUUGUAAAUGUAGUUCCUAAUAUGGAUUUUUAUCAUGAUUACCCUGAACAUCGUCAAAUCUUUUUACAAUUCUUUACAUGGCUUGGUAAAUUACUUGGUAAUGCUACCUUAAGUGGUUAUUUAAUGUUUUCUCUUACAUUACCAAGAUUAGUAUGGAAGUUUCUUACCUUUGAUGAGAUUACAAUUGAAGAUUAUUAUAGUGAUAUUGAUGAUACGGUAAGAGGGGCAAUAAAUGAUGAUGAAUUUUUAUUAAAUGAUGAAUUCUUCUAUGCUAUUCCAGGAAUUGAAAGACAAGAUGAAAGUGUAACGGAAACAAUGGUGAUGUUACGAUCUAAUCGUGUUUUACCCAUUAUCACACCAGCAAGAAGUUCUGUAGAUCUCUACAGCACAGUGGCUACAGAUGAACAUGAAGAGACUGUAGAAGUGGAAUGGCGUAGAAAAGAAGCGGAAAGAGCAUUAACACAUCAAUAUGAUGAAUUACUAUUCGCUAUGCGGUCUGGGAUUACAUUUGUGAUUCCACAACACUCUCUUCAACUUAUUCGAUGGGAUGAUUUACAACAACGGGUUUGUGGAACCCCUGGGGCUACUGCAGAAGAUGUUAUUGCUUCUCUGGAUUGUUCACUUAUUUCAGAUGAACUGCGGCAAAUGUUAAUGGAUGUUAUUCGUGGUUGGACAUCUAGACAACAUUCUCAGUUUUUACUCUUUUGUACUGGACAGAGACGAAUUCCUCUGCGAGAAAAAGUACAAGUCUCGUGUGGAGAUAAUCCGAAUGCGAUUCCCACAGCCCACACCUGUUCACCCAUUUCUCUACUCCUGCAGCCAUACGCCUCGGCUUCUAUUCUACGAGAGAAGUUGGAAGUUUGUCUGCGGCAUAUGUAUGAAUUUGGGUUUGCCUAA